GCUCCAUCGACCCAGCAGUGUGUGCUACCAUACAAACCACCAGAGAAACCACAGAGGUUCUCGAUCCGACUCCAAGGCCGGCAUAUCUGAGACGAUCGACUAAAGCAAAUGGCGGCGUCUACGGUGCUGGUGCUCGCCCUGGCCGUCCUCCUCCUCCCGGCAUCGUCGUCCGCUGCGCGCGCACCACCGGGCUCGAGCCCGCUGGUGGCCACGUGCAAGGAGGGCCCCUUCCAGGCGCACUGCGUCAAGGAGCUGGGCCCGCGCCUCCUCGACAUCCAGACGGCGCUCGCUUCCGUGUCCCCACGAGGCGCGCUCAUCGCCGGCGUGCCCGGGACGGUGGACUUCUCCUCCCUGGUCGCCGUGGCCAUGGAGGCAGCGACCGAGGCCGGGGCCGUAGCCACCACCAUCUUCGACGGCAAGCUCCCCGGGUUCAACGCCUCCGUGCCCGACUUCAAGAAGUGCCUCGACAACUGCACCGUCACCAUGAAGUCCGCCAUGAAGAAGCUCCACGGCGCCACCGCCGCCAUGAAGGUCCACGCCCACCAGGUCGCCACGAUGCUGGCGAACAAGGCCAUCGUCGACGUCGGGUCCUGCACGAUGAGCUGCCACAACCUCACCGGUGACAUGAGGCUCAUCCUCGAGGCCAGCCUCGUCGAGUUCCAGAAGAUGCUCAGGAUCGCCGUCACCUUCAUCAGCAAGCUCGCGGCCAAGACCCCGCCCGGUCCUCCUCCAAUGCGCGGCAUUCCCCCGGCGCGCCGACCCUGAUCGAUCGAGACACGUACGCCCGCGCGGUGCUGGCGUGCUGCGAUCGAACGACUCAAUAACGUGGGAUUCCUAAGGCAGAGCGGAACGAGGUCGAUCUCCCGAUUGAUCCUCAUUUUGAUUUUUCCUAGUUUUUUUUCGUGUUUUGUUCUCGUCGUUCUUAUGGUACAGCUCGCGAGAAAUUUUAACUGUAGUAGUUCAGAUGUUUAAUAGAAAUAAAAUGGAAUCUCAUUCGUUGGUUUA
Molecule: messenger RNA, 1005 nt
Organism: Lolium perenne
Lineage: Eukaryota; Viridiplantae; Streptophyta; Magnoliopsida; Poales; Poaceae
Molecular function (GO): enzyme inhibitor activity
Source: RefSeq, a predicted model, not a curated record